UCCGGCGUUGGCGGCCCAGCGGCGGAAUGGCCAUGAGUGGGGGUGAUGAGGAGUUUGCCUGGAAGCCUCCGACAGAGGCUGAGAUGAAGGUGAUCGAGGCUCGGCGUGAACGUCAUGACAAGAUCAGCAAGCUGAUGGGGGAUUACCUGCUGAAGGGCUACCGGAUGCUGGCAGACUCCUGCGUGGAGUGUGGGACGGUCCUUCUGCAGGACAAGAAGCAGAAAACCUACUGUGUGGCCUGUCAGGAGCUGAAUUCUGAUUUGGACAAGGAUAACCCAGCCUUGAACCCGCAGGCGGCCCUGAGCCAAGUGAGGGAGCGACAGCGGCUCUACAACGGCCACCCUCAGGACCUGUCGGUGGACACCCGGCCCCCGGAGCCGCCCAAGCCGGCGGCCACCUCCCCUGUCCCCCCUCCGGAGGCCGCGGCCUCGCUGCCCUGCUGCACCCUGGCCGGCGCCGCGGGGGAGGCCGAGCGGGCGUUGCUGCGGAAGAUGGCCUGGGCCUGCGGCGAGCUGGAGCGGGCCGCGUCCGUCGAGUACAGCUCGCAGCUCUGCGGCCUGAUCCGGAGCUGCGCCGACUCCCUGCACAGCCUGAAGCGGCUGGCGUAGUACCGCGCCCGGACUGAGGGGGCGCCGCUCCCCCAGGCGCCGGCCACGCCCCCCGCGUCCCCCCCGCCCCCAGGCGCCGGCCACGCCCCCCGCGUCCCCGCCCCCAGGCGCCGGCCACGCCCCCCGCGUCCCCGCCCCUAGGCGCCGGCCACGCCCCCGAUGGCCCCUCCCCCUCGCUCAGGCCGGCCCCCUCUCCCGGCCCUGCUGGGCCCAGGACUAUUGUUGCAAACAGUUGCUGCAAUUCCAAGCCCCCAGAGGGUGAAGGGGCUGUGGCUCCUCCCACCCACCCAGGCCACGCCCCCUCUAACAAGCCCCGCCCCCUCGCCGUGUGACUGCCUCGAUGCCUCCUGCGCCGUUGGAUGCCCCUGUGCAGAUCCCUCGCCCAUCCGUGAACCCUGCGGCUGUCGAGCCCCUGCCUCCAGGGAGCAGGGGCUGUGCCCACGACCCGCGGGAAAGUGUGCGGUCCGAGGCGGGAGUUCCACGGGGUGACCGUCGCCGGCAUCCCCACCUGCCCCUUUGGAGCCCAGGAUUGGCAGGACGUCCUCCAACCAAUGCAGGGGCCCGGGUGAAAGUUGCACUGAUCCCUACUGUCUGGGAUUCAGACUUGACUCCAGACUAGCCACAAAACAGCCGGUCGAGCAGCAUCUGUCGAGGAGGAGGACGUUUCGGGUCGAGGUUCUGCCUGACCCGCUGAGUUUCUCCAACAGUUUGUAUUUUCCUCCAGAUUCCAGCACCUGUGCAGGCUAUCCCCAGGUUACGAACGCCCGCCUUACGGACACCCUGACAUACGAAAGGGCACCUGUACUGGUAUUAAAUUCGAUAGUCCGACAAAGGUGCGGACUUCCAUUCCUACAACGGCAGAACUAGUUUCCUCUCUCCACUUUUAGUAAUUGUUCUUUCCUGUGUGCUUUCGAUGCCAUUUAUAACAAAACCGGUGGCGGUGUAGCACUGAGGUGUUUUAUAUAUUUUCCAACUUGCGGACAAAAUCGAUUUCUGGACGUCUGUAAGAACGGAACCUGUUCGUAACCUCGGGCCGGCCUGAAGACUUCUGUGUCUCUAGGCUAGCGGUGGAUGUACUCCUGGAGGUUUCAGUAUAAGACCGAGUGUCCCAGUUGAUCAACUAAUCCCAUAUGUUCAGAGCAAACAAAGGUAUUCAGAGUGAAGUUACAAAGCACAUUUUGUUAGUAACUUUUUUUAUGCAUUAUUCGUGGCAGUACCCAGAUUAAUUAUUAGUCCUUGGGGUUUGUGGGACAAUCCUGGCGCCUUGGCCAUUCUACUACUGAACGCGCCUGUUGUACAAACAUGUUAACAUCUCUAAAGGAGUUUUGAACAGCCGUGUGUGCUUUUACUAUAGGAUGAAGAGGAAGAGGAGGGACGGGUCAGUUGUGCACGACCCUGUGGCCUUCGGCAUCUGUUCGGUCCUCCAGGCUGAAGUUGUGAAGCUUCACUCUGGGCGGUAUCGCCGGCCCCGAGGCGCAUCUGAUGGGAUGGUGCAGAGGGAGCUUUAUUUAACCCGUGCUGUGUUUGACGGAGGGGGGGGGGGGGGAGUAUAAAGGGAGCAUUGCUCUCCGGGAAAUCAGAGGCCAGUUUUCAGUAAAUUGGGACACAAUUUAAUCUCGCCCAUUUGGAACCGAUUCCAGGCUCCUGGUCCGGCGAGUGUUGUACAAACACUGACGCCCUCUGGGAUGAAGUGUUCCCAUUCGCUGGAGACCAGCCCGCCAACCAGAACGAACGUAAACUGUGACCCUUGUUUUCGUAUUUUGAUUUAAGUUAAUAAAACGUUUGCAUUUUC
Molecule: messenger RNA, 2400 nt
Organism: Pristis pectinata (smalltooth sawfish)
Lineage: Eukaryota; Metazoa; Chordata; Chondrichthyes; Rhinopristiformes; Pristidae
Gene: znrd2
Product: zinc ribbon domain containing 2
Exons: 5
Coding region: 27-608 (193 amino acids)
Source: RefSeq, a predicted model, not a curated record